Aureobasidium namibiae CBS 147.97 is the source of this 2211-nucleotide messenger RNA. Its product is annotated as para-aminobenzoate synthase. The transcript has 2 exons. NCBI's taxonomy places the organism in Eukaryota, Fungi, Ascomycota, Dothideomycetes, Dothideales, Saccotheciaceae. Gene Ontology annotation, biological process: L-tryptophan biosynthetic process. The record is from RefSeq and is a predicted model, not a curated record. The coding region runs from base 1 to 2211 and encodes 736 amino acids.
AUGCACCGCCCCCAUCUACUCUUCCUGGAUGCCUAUGACUCCUUUAGCAACAAUAUCAUCAAUCUGCUUCAACAGGAUCUCAAUGCCACUGUCGAAGUAAUCAAAAUCGAUGAUAAAAGAUUCGCCAAAACUCAUAAUGCAUCCUUCCACGCCUUCCUCGGUCGAUUCGAUGCUGUAGUUGCUGGUCCUGGUCCUGGAGAUCCUAGGAACCCGCAUGACUUGGGUCUCAUCGGCAAACUGUGGAACCUACCAGACGAAGUCUGCUUGCCAGUCCUGGGUAUAUGUCUUGGGUUCCAAAGUCUCGCCUUGGCCUUUGGUGGCACAGCUGAUAGACUCCACCAACCUCGCCACGGUCUCGUCACGGAAGUCUCUCACCAAGGUCAAUCACUGUUUAAAGACAUCGGUCUCCUCACGGUCACUCAGUAUCAUUCGCUUCAUGCAAAACUCGGCCAUACUGUACCUAAGAAUUCCCCGGAGCUAUGGAAGAUCACUCCAAGCUGCCCGGAUAUUGUACCACUGGCUUGGGAUCUGUCGGAUGAUCAAAAUGGUCCAAUCCUGAUGGGUAUCAGACACUCAGACAAACCUUUCUACGGUGUGCAAUACCACCCAGAGUCUAUCUGCACGAGCUCUGCUGGUGCAAAAAUCAUCCACAAUUGGUGGUCCGAGGCUUUAGCUUGGACUAUCGAUCGGGCAGCUAGAGUCCAGAGAAAAGAACUACCGAUUCCAACAAGAUUUGUCAGCUGGAAGUGUGUUGAAAUGUGCUCUGACAUUGUUGAUGUGGCUCUAUUGCUCCGGAACCUGCAAGACAUUGAUCAACAGGCAAUCAUGCUAGAGUCUGGUAGCAAGAACGGACAGCCAGUACGACCUGAGACCGGCCGUUUCAGCAUAAUCGGUUGUGCCAAAAACGCCCCUUCCAUUCGAUACUCCACGGGAAAUCACAUAAUCACCAGCGACCUCUCAGGCUCAAACACGUCAUGUCCAGGAUCCAUGACAGAAGUUUGGUCUGAAGUCGAAUCGUUCAUGAACGCAAACCGAGCAACUGACGGGAGUGCUGACAUACCAUUCUGGGGAGGACUCGUUGGUUUCGUGUCUUACGAAGCUGGCUUGGAGACGAUCGAUGUUUCGCAACACACAAACAACGAUCGCCCGGAUGUCUGGUUCGUCUUUGUGUCACGCAGUAUCGUUGUCGAUCACGUUGAGAGGAAAGUUUACAUUCAAAGCUUGGAAGGAGAAGAUGAUUGUUGGUUCGAAAAGGUCGAAGCGACUGUAAAGGAGCUCAUCGAAAAGCCCAGCGCAAGCCGAUCUACGCGCAGUGACAAAACAGAGCCAAUACUACCUGCGAUUGCUGCUCCGGGAGAGGCAGAGUAUGUGCGAAAGGUCGAAGCUUGCCAAAAUCACAUCCGUGCUGGAAGUUCCUACGAACUUUGCUUGACUGACCAGAGCAUUGUUUCGUACGAUGAAGGGUUACAGCCGAAUUCAUUUGAGCUCUAUGAACGAUUGAGGAGCUUCAAUCCGGCACCCUUUGGCGCCUUCCUCCGACUGAAACAAGAGGAACAAAAGGGAAACGGUGUCACCAUUCUAUCUUCAAGCCCAGAACGAUUUUUGUCUUGGUCGCGAGCUGGAAAGUGUCAGUUCAGACCUAUCAAAGGCACUGUGGAGAAGAAGAAUGGUCUUACAAGGAAAGAAGCAGAAGCAUUGUUGAAUGUGGACAAGGAACGGGCUGAAAACCUGAUGAUCGUCGACUUAAUCAGGCACGACCUGCACGGCGUCGUGGGCUCUGGAAAUGUCAAAGUUGAGAAGUUGAUGGCCGUCGAAGAGUACCAAACUGUUUUCCAGCUUGUGUCAGUCAUUGAGGGACAGCUGCAAGAAGGAUCAAGACAUAGCGGCAUUGAUGUGUUAGCAGCUUCUCUUCCUCCAGGAUCCAUGACGGGUGCACCAAAGAAACGAUCAUGCGAGUUGUUGACAGAAAUAGAGGGGAACGCAAGAGGCAUCUACAGUGGUGUGCUUGGGUAUUUUGACGUCGGAGGAGGUGGAGACUUCUCAGUUGUGAUUCGAACUGCUUUUCAGUGGGAUGAUGAAGGUGUAUGGCGCAUCGGAGCAGGUGGAGCAGUUACUGUGCUGUCCUCGCCGAAGGCUGAGUUUGAGGAGAUGGAUUUGAAGCGGCAAAGUUGUUUGCCGCUGUUCGGACAUCGUCGGGGCCCUGCGAGGUAA